Messenger RNA from Octodon degus (degu), 2719 nucleotides. It is a transcript of the gene Paaf1, whose product is annotated as proteasomal ATPase associated factor 1. Gene Ontology annotation, molecular function: protein binding. The transcript is spliced from 12 exons. Bases 38 to 1249 code for a protein of 403 amino acids. NCBI's taxonomy places the organism in Eukaryota, Metazoa, Chordata, Mammalia, Rodentia, Octodontidae. The record is from RefSeq and is a predicted model, not a curated record.
GGAACGGAAGAGGCGGGCAGGUGGAGGCGGGGCCAAGAUGGCGGCGCCUCUGAGGAUCCAGAGCGACUGGGCCCAAGCCCUCAGGAAAGAUGAAGGAGAGGCCUGGCUGAGUUGUCACCCCCCAGGGAAACCAUCUUUGUAUGGCAGCCUAACUUGUCAAGGAAUUGGACUAGAUGGCAUCCCAGAGGUUACAGCUUCGGAAGGAUUUGUUGUGAAUGAAAUAAAUAAGAAAAGCAUUCAUGUUUCGUGUCCAAAGGAAAACACAUCUUCUAAGUUUUUGGCACCAUAUACUAUUUUUUCCAGGAUUCAUACAAAGAGUAUAACAUGCCUGGACAUUUCCAGUGGAGGAGGACUUGGUGUGUCUUCUAGUUCUGAUGGGAGCAUGAAAAUCUGGCAGGCUUCCAAUGGAGAGCUCAGAGUAAAGGAUUUGAAUAUCAUUUGGAGGAGAGUGUUGGAAGGACAUGUAUUUGAUGUGAAUUGUUGUAGGUUUUUCCCAUCAGGCCUUGUGGUUCUGAGUGGGGGAAUGGAUGCUCAGCUGAAGAUUUGGUCAGCAGAAGAUGCUACCUGUGUGGCGACCUUCAAAGGGCACAAAGGAGGUAUCCUGGAUACGGCCAUCGUGGACCGCGGGCGGAAUGUGGUGUCUGGCUCUCGAGAUGGAACAGCACGGCUUUGGGACUGCGGGCGCUCCGCCUGCUUGGGAGUCCUUGCAGACUGUGGUUCUUCCAUUAAUGGAGUGGCAGUGGGUGCUGCCGACAACUCUAUAAACCUUGGCUCCCCGGAGCAGAUGCCCAGUGAACGGGAGGUUGGGACAGAAGCGAAAAUGCUGCUCUUGGCCCGGGAAGAUAAGAAGCUUCAGUGCCUGGGACUACAGAGCAGGCAGCCGGUCUUCCUCUUUAUUGGCUCAGAUGCCUUCAACUGCUGUACUUUUCUCUCUGGCUUCUUGCUAUUGGCUGGAACACAGGAUGGAAACAUUUAUCAGCUGGAUGUGAGGAGUCCGAGUCGUAGAACUCCAGUACGAGUCAUCCACAGAUCAGGAGCACCACUUCUGUCCCUGCUGAACUUCAGAGAUGGAUUCAUUGCUAGCCAAGGUGAUGGAAGCUGUUUUGUUGUUCAGCAAGAUUUAGACUAUGCCAUUGAGCUCACUGGAGCUGACUGUGACCCCGUGUACAAGGUAGCAACAUGGGAGAAGCAAAUCUAUACAUGCUGUCGAGAUGGUCUCUUGAGGCGUUAUCAGCUUUCUGACCUCUGACCUCUUGGAAAGUUACUAAAAAGCAUUGACCCCUGCCUACAAUGAGUGAAAACAUCAUCAGUCCUUCCCAAGGUCUGUGGCUCCUUUGGAAGUCCCAGCAAGUAAGCUAAACUGGCCCAUGUGGAUUUAGCAUCGUAAGAUCUACUUUGAACUAAGGAAGAAGCUCACCUGUAGCUGGCUUGGUGUGCUGCAUGCCUGUCAUCUCAGCACUCUAGGACACUGAGCAAGGAACAAACAGACUUGAUCCUAUCUGGGGGAAUUUAAAGACUUAGCUAUUUCAAAAUAAACAAAAGUUUUCAAGAGCUGGAGAUGUUGCUUAGUCCAGAGGUUUAAUUCCCAGUACUUCCACUUCCACCCCCCCAGAAAAGGGAGGAAGAUGCCCAGCAGCAAUAGCAGCUGCUCAUGUCUGCUCACUGCCUCUGCCCUUGCUUCUCCUUAUGAACCUUCCCUCCCUCACCCCCACCCCCACACAGGGCAAAGAUCUGUAUGUUUGCAGUUUGUUCUCACACCAAGUUGUGUUACUUGUUUACAAGGAGCAGAGGACUAAAAAGCCUAUUCCCUGGAAGAAAUAAAUGUUUGUAGAAACUUGAAUUUGGAAAAGUUUGUGAAAAUUCUCUUACUCCAGUAAGAAGUCAGUGAACAAAAUGCAACUCCUUCCUCAGGAGUCCUUGUUGGUCUGGGCCUAGAGGAGGAUGCUUGGCCAUAGCAGUAAAUAUACCAUAAGCAGCGAUAUGAGAGAGUGUUUUACUUCUUGUACUCAAACUGCCCCAGAACUGGAACUGAGUAGAUCCAGGCAAACACAUGAUUGGUAGCCUGUGUUUAGGUGAGGAAGUAAUCAUGGCAAAGGCAGUGGCUGGCACAGUGUGGUUCCUGGAACAGUGGCAUCACUCUCGAGAACUUUUUAGAAAUCUGUGGGUCCCACCUCACCCGUGAAUCAGAAAUUCCGUGAGUAUAGCCUGCAGUUCGCAUCUCAGCUCCAGGUGAUUGUGCUGCAUGCUCAUGUCUGAGAGGAGGAGAUGCUGAAGGGCACUUUGGGAGCAGCUGUAUCCCAGGGCCCGAGGGUGGUGAGGCUGGGCCUAGGUGACGAGGCUAGAGGGGCAGCUGAGCGCAGACAGUGAAGGAGCGUGAGUGUCAGGUCGGGAGCUUGUACUGACAGCAGGAAGCAGUGAAGAAUGUUAAGUGAAUGGCAUGAUCACCUCUUUUCCCCCCAAAUAUAAAAAGGAAAUUAUAAUUAGGGAUAUUCUCAUUUAUUGUCACUUAGUAUCUCAGAGAUCUUUCUAGCUCAGUCCAUUUAGGCCAGAGUGUGGAUACCAUGUUUCUUAUACUUUAGAGAUUAUUGGAGAAAGAUUUCUUGGAAGGUGCAAGCUUUGACCUGGGCCAUACAGGCUAAGAUUUUAUUAAAGGGAGGAAGGUUGUUCCUGGCUGGAGUAGUAAUAUGGUCAAGAGUUCUUAGUGGUAUAUUCCCAUGUA